Molecule: messenger RNA, 2153 nt
Organism: Polychytrium aggregatum
Lineage: Eukaryota; Fungi; Chytridiomycota; Chytridiomycetes; Polychytriales
Exons: 2
Coding region: 151-1929 (592 amino acids)
Biological process (GO): SCF-dependent proteasomal ubiquitin-dependent protein catabolic process
Cellular component (GO): SCF ubiquitin ligase complex
Molecular function (GO): protein binding
Source: RefSeq, a predicted model, not a curated record
GCGGGCGAGAGCGCCGAGCCCUCGCUGUCGUCCUCUCCCAGCAGCCGAAACCCGUUCGUUCGCUUGGGCCUCUUCAUGAGCCGCACCCACUUUCCCUGACCGCACCGUCGAUAUCCCUCCACGAGCAAGCCCAUAGAGCUCUCAACCAAAAUGUCUGAGCAACAGCCUGGUUCGGCGAUAUCCCAGUGCCCGCCCGAGCUCUUGGGGCGAAUAUUCUCGUACAGCCUCGACUCCAAGCAGGAGCUGCUCAACUACGCCUUGGUUUCCAAAACGUGGUUCGGCCCUGCAAUCCAGCAGUUCUGGUAUGCCCUGGACUGGUCUGUCGAUGACUGGGAUCUGUUGCGUUCGCGCCUGUCGAGCUACCGCUCGCUCUAUGUCGAUUAUCGCAAGUACAUCCACCGUUUCCACCUGUGGGCCGGCGAGGCGAACCAGGGCGAUUUGAAGCUCAGCAACAUUCGCAAGAUCCUGCAAGGCUGCACCAAGCUGACAACGCUCCACGUGGACUAUCCGGUGCUCAAUGACGACGAUCUGUGGAUCAUCAGCUCGGUUUGCCAGCGGACGCUCACGUCGUUCUCGGCAGUGUCUCCGCUGGGCUCGGGAUUGGCCUGUAUUACGGACGAAGGACUCAGCGCCAUAACGUCGCAGUGCAAGCAGCUCCGCCACUUUCGAGUCAAGACCACGAUGCAGGGCACAUCCAUCGACCGCUCGAUUGUCAAGCUGGCCGAGAGCCUGCCUCCAAACCAGCUUCAGACAUUUGGGCUUGAGUGGGUGGGCGAGGUUUCGUUUGUCGACAACCUGGGCAAGCCUCUCGAUCUGGCCGAGGCCGAGAGGCGGAUGGCCGAUGCUCUGGGACAUCUCAUUCGAACGCACCCAGGCAUCAAAACCUUUGUCCUGGACUGGCCCGUGGCAAUGGACUUUACGCUGCUGACCAUGAGCCAGCAUCUGACCAGUCUCGAGGCGCUUCACAUUGGGAACCCAAAGAACCUGGACCACAUUGUAUCGGUACUCUACGCAAACCCACGCAUCCGACAGCUGUCGUUGUUUGAGGUCCACCAGGCGGCCGACCCCACGGUGAUAUUCCGUCCCCUGCUCGGUCUCCCGCCCGGCCCGUCGCCGGUUCAGAUGAUGGCGACACCCGACCAGUUCGUCGAUGGCUCCACUUCACCGCAACUCUCGGCCAUAUCCAUGGAUCUGGAUUGCUUUACUGGCACAGAGAACACUUCGCUGGCGCAUCUGGAACUCGAUGGCGUUGGUUUUGUCCGGAAUGUACUCCCGCUGGUCUCCAAGUUCACCAACCUCAGAGUCUUGAUCGUGAAUGCCUCUCGCCGCUCGGCCUCGCUGCAUCACUUGACGACGGACCAGCAUCUCGAAGCCAUUGCCCGGAGCUGCCAGGGCCUGCAGAUCCUGCGAGUUCCCAUCCUCGGCGACGGCCCCCUGAUCCAGAUCGCGCAGUCCUGCCUCGAUAUCGAGACCUUGGAUUUGGUCGACGGGCGCCAUGUAUCGCCGUAUACGCUGACGCUGGUGGCCAAGCAAUGCCAAAAGCUCAAAGAGCUGCACCUAGGAUCGGCGGCACUUGUUCGAGACGAGACCAUUGAGCUGAUUGCUCGCUCAUUGCCCGGGCUCGUUGAUCUCGGUCUGCCAUACGGCAACACCAAUCUCACGGAGCGAUCGCUGGACCACAUUUCGCGAUACAGCUUGGCGCUCAAAUACCUUUACAACAUCCCCGUCACCAUUUCGGUGGACCAUUUCGUCACAUACCUGCCCAAGCUCAAGCAGCUGAUUACGGUCGGUACCUGCACCGGCGUCAGCGGGGCGCCAGGUUCGCCGGUGAAUUCCAUGCGAUUCUAUCACCCCAUCAGUCGGGAGGACCAGGAGCGCAUCAAGGCGGUGUGUCCCAAGCUGCGACACAUUAUCCACAACCGACGAUAGAGUCGGGCGGAACAGUGGACACGACACGGGCCAAUAGGAAAGCCCUCGAUAUUUUGUGGAGACAGCUCCGUGAUCAUAGUACCUGUGCGUUUCCAUUGGGCAAAUGCAUCAGUCCGACUGCAACCAGAGCGCUCGAUGAAUGUUGGCGCAUUCGAGGCCACCCCAGCCCAGGUCAAAGGCCUUGAUCAGUAAUUCGAAUACAGAGCCACGACAUAGGACUCGUU